Molecule: messenger RNA, 1453 nt
Organism: Salmo salar (Atlantic salmon)
Lineage: Eukaryota; Metazoa; Chordata; Actinopteri; Salmoniformes; Salmonidae
Source: RefSeq, a predicted model, not a curated record
UGAUUGCAGUCAUGUGGUCGUGAGAUACCCGUGAGAGUUGUUUGACCUUAUUGUGUGUCUAAAGUCUAACCAUCGUUUUCAGUAGGUCAAGGUGUAACUUAUUUAACAAAGGAAAACCCUUUGUUAUACCAUCACAAGGCAGUUUUUAAAGCAUUUCCCUAAGGGGUCUGAAAUGAGUGGUGAAACAAAAUAUUGGGUGGAGUUUUGUUACAUUGACGUAGUCCUUUCACAGAUUUCAGAGAGCCAGCUUUAUUACCUUACCUUUUGUUUUUUUAAUCUAGGGUAAGUACGAGUCUUGGUCACGUCACUCCCAAGAGGCUAGGGGCACCAAGAGUAUAUUUACUGUGCCACUGUGAUCUUCUCGUCUCAAUCGAGGAAAGACAAGCCGGACAGAGACAACAUGAAGAUGCAGAUGUUGGUGGUGUUGGCUGUAGCAGCCUUGGUCCCCAGUCUGUCUGAGGGACGGAUCCUCUCCAAAUGUGAGCUGAAGAACUUGUUGGAGAAGCAGGCCCUCAAAUUCAACCUGACUGGGGGAGCCGGAGUGAAGAACCUGACAAACAACGAUUUUGUGGCUAAAAUCGUCUGCCACGUGGAGAAGGCCUCAGGUUUCAACACCAGUUUUGUGACUGUUUGGAGGGAUGAUGACGGCCCUGAUGUCCUUCCUACCCGCCCUGCUAAGGUUACUGGCCGCCAUCGCCCCGAGCCCCCUCGUAGAAGGGGUAAGAGACAUGCAGGGGAUGAUGUUGACCCUACCCACACUGCUAACAAUGAUAACCAUCCUACCCGCCCUAACCAAACUACCUAUAUUACCCGCCCUAACUAUCCUACCACGCCUACCCGCCCUAACCAUCCUACCCCUCCUACCCGCCCUAACCAUCCUACCCGCCCUAACUAUCCUACCUAUCCUACUCGCCUUACCCUUCCUACCCGCUCUGAGCCCCCUCCUAAGAGGGGUAAGAGACACGCUGGGAAUCACUUCACCUCAGGAGAGGAAGACUCCAGCGAAGAAGAGACCAUGGGAACCCUCUACGGCUUGUUCCAGCUGAGCGAUCAUGUGAUUUGUUCCUCGGGCUCAACGCCAUCGCUGAACCUUUGCCAGAUGAACUGCAGUGCUUUGAUUGACGACAACAUAAGUGAUGACUUAAACUGUGUGGCGACUAUCAAACAGACAAUGGAAAGUGGUCGCGGUCAAAAAACAAUGGCUCUAAAGAGAAUGAUCGAUCUGCUCUUCCAGAAGGAAUGUCUCGCGACGGUGGCCUCUAGCUACUUCUCCAAGUGUUGAAGUGUUGCGAUGUUCGACGACAAUCCCCCAAUUGCAAAAAGAUCUGAAUUGGGCUGCCUGUGUAAAUACAGCCAUGGUGUGUAACAAUUAGUCCUCAUCAGCUUCAUGUUAACAAAGUACACCGGAAUAGAAUGUAGCAUGUAGAAAGAAUAAAAAUGAACAUUACAUUCA